Molecule: messenger RNA, 3755 nt
Organism: Diabrotica balteata
Lineage: Eukaryota; Metazoa; Arthropoda; Insecta; Coleoptera; Chrysomelidae
Source: the annotation of a GenBank genome assembly
GAUCAAUGUCAGUUAACCAUAAGUGGUGUACUUCGAAUGGUAGAGAUGAUUAGGUACGCCAUACUACUGGUUAUUUUGGCAACCACAGCCACAGCCAUUGACAAAACAGUCUUCAAAAGCUGUUCCGAACGACCAUUUUGCAAAUUGGUAAGUGACACUUUGGAUGGCACAGAUGGUAGCCUAUUAGUAACUCCUCAAGACGAUACUAUUCCUUAUCAAGUGAUUAUUGAUGCUGGACCACCACUAACUAUAACUUUCUACUACCAAGGAUUGAAACAAGUUGUCUUAGAUGGUGAAAGAUUAGUCUAUGAAAGCACCGAUGACAGUAAAGCAUUUACUUUCAAAGCAGACUUCCCUGAAGCUGAUAGACUAUACGGGCUACUGGACCACGCUUGGAAUUUGGCUUUGGGAGACACCAACAAUGGUACUGCUGAAUCUGGAGAUCCCCUUCGUCUUAGAAAUUCUGAUUCUUGGGGAUACGAAGCCAAUUCACCAAUGGCCCUGUAUGGAGCCAGACCAGUGGUGUAUGGUCAUUCUGAAAACAAAACAUCUGGUAUCUUCCUACACAACGCAGCCGAACAAUGGAUAGACGCUUCUUCUGGCUCAGAUGGCAAAGACCCAUCAGUUUAUUUCAUUGUAGAGAGAGCAGCAUUUGAUUUAUUUGUCCUUCUAGGACCUUCCCCUAAAGAAAUUGUUAGGCAGUUCACAGGACUAACUGGCAAAGCACAUUUACCUCAGAUCUGGGCACUUGGUUACCACCAGUGCAGAUUUUCCUACAAAUCCCAAGACGACGUAAAAGACGUAGUAGCUCGUUUGGACGAAAAUGAUUUCCCUGGGACGCCAUCUGCUGAUUGUUGGCCUGGAGCAUCUAGCUGGAUCGACUAUUUGAACCCUGAAGCCGCUGAUUAUUACUCAACAUGGUUUUCUUUUGAAAAAUUCAACGGUAGUACUCCAACGUUGGCUGGAAUCUGGAAUGACAUGAAUGAACCUGCUGUAUUUGAUGAUAGUACCGAAAAGACUAUGCCAUGGGAAGUACAGCAUUAUGGAGGUGUCGAACACGGAGAUAUUCAUAAUAUCUACGGUCUUCUUCAUGUCAAAUCUACCCACAAAGGUCUAUUGGACAGGGACCAAAAUCAAAAGCGUCCUUUCGUUCUAACCAGAUCCAACUUCGCAGGAUCCCAAAGAUACGCUGCUAUGUGGACCGGUGAUAACAGCGCCACAUGGGAACAUUUUGCCAACUCAAUUUCCGAAUGCAUGAACGCCAAUAUGCUGGGAAUGGUAUUCUGUGGAGCUGAUAUCGGAGGUUUUAUUGGUGAUCCAUCCGAUGAACUUUUACAAAGAUGGUAUCAGGGAGCAGUUUGGACUCCUUUCUUUAGAGGACACUCCAGCAGAGAGAGCAAACGACGUGAGCCAUAUCUAUUUUCCAAAGAAGUUCAAGAUGUUAUCAGAAAUGCUUUAAGACUACGUUAUCGACAUAUUCCAACAAUCUACACUCUUUUCUUCGAACACACAGUUACAGGAGAUCCUAUCAUCACCCCACUAUACUAUCACUAUCCAGGACUUAAUGACAGAGAUACUCAAACAAUGAUUGGUACUGAUAUAAUGUCAGUUGCUGUCACCAAACCUGGUGUAAAAUCCGUUGAAGUCUACUUCCCUGGUAGCUACUCUGACACUGAUCCCUUUGACAAAAACACCGACUUCUGGUAUAGAGUUGAUAAAUACCAAUUCUCCCAAUUUAGAGCUGGGCUAGUUGAACAGGUCGAAGUUGACAUCGAUAGCUCGCCAGUAUUCUACAGAGCUGGAAGCAUCAUCUUCAACCUUGACACCCCCCGAAAAUCAAUAGUUGAGGCCAAGGAUGACUUCUACUCGAUAUACGUCAACGUUGAUAGAAGGAAUUCAGCUAAGGGUCGUCUAUUCAAAGACGAUUUGUACAGCUUCAACUACGAAAAGAAGACCUACUAUUAUAGUGAAGCCGAAUGGGUUCCAGAAUCUGAAAAGAUGCUGAUAAAGUACGCCAUACUACUAGCUAUUUUGGCAUCCACAGCCACAGCCGCUGACAACCCUGUCUUCAAAAAAUGUUCAGAACGACCAUUUUGCAAACGUCUCCGUAACUAUGUCGUUGAUGAUAAAUCCAAAUACUCAGCCGAUGUUCAUUCUUCAUCUAUCAAGGACAACAUAUUGACGGUACCUUUAAAGAACGAAAAUGGCGACAACUUAAAUCUGCUGCUCUCCAUGUUCGAAGGCAACAAAAUAAGGGUUAAAGUUGAGGACCCAAAUAGCAAAAGAUUUGAACUUGGAGAUAUCGUCAUCAUUGAAGAACUGAAAGAGUUACCUAAAAAUAAAACUUCUGGAAUAUUCCUGCACAACGCAGCUGAACAAUGGAUAGACACUUCUUCUGGAUCAGACGACAAAGACCCAUCAGUUUAUUUCAUCGUGGAGAGAGCAGCAUUUGACCUAUUUAUCCUUCUAGGACCUACCCCCAAAGAAAUCGUUAGGCAGUUCACGGGACUAACAGGCAAAGCCCAUUUACCUCAGAUUUGGGCACUAGGGUACCACCAGUGCAGGUUUUCCUACAGAUCUCAAGAUGACGUAAAAGACGUAGUAGCUCGCAUGGACGAAAACGAUAUCCCCUUUGACGCUAUUUGGUUAGACGGUGACCACACAGAUGGCUACAAAUGGUUUCACUGGAACCACACCACAUUCCCCGAUCCCGUUGAGCUACAACAAAAUAUUUCUGCUACUGGUAGAGUCUGCGUCUCAAUUUCAGAUCCCCACAUCAAAGUCGACGAUGAUUAUGACGUUUAUGCAGGAGCUAAGGGCAAAUAUUUCACCAAAUGGGCAAACGGAAAUGAAUACGUUGAUUAUUCUUGGCCUGGAGCAUCCAGCUGGAUCGACUAUUUGAACCCUGAGGCCGCUGAUUAUUACUCAACAUGGUUUUCUUUUGAAAAGUUCAAUGGUAGUACUCCAACUCUGGCUGGAAUAUGGAACGACAUGAAUGAACCUUCAGUAUUUAAUGAUAGUUCCGAAAUGACCAUGCCAUGGGAGGUACAGCAUUAUGGAGGAGUUGAACAUGGAGAUAUUCAUAAUAUCUAUGGUCUUCUUCAUGUAAGUCAAAUCUACCAUAAAGGUCUAAUGGACAGGGACAAAAAUGAAAAGCGUCCUUUCGUUUUAACCAGGUCCAACUUCGCGGGAUCCCAAAGAUAUGCCGCCAUGUGGACCGGUGAUAAUAAUUCCACCUGGGAACACUUUGCCAACUCCAUUUCGGAAUGCAUGAACGCCAAUGUGCUGGGAAUGGUAUUCUGUGGAGCUGAUAUCGGAGGUUUUAUUGGUGAUCCAUCUGAUGAACUUUUACAAAGAUGGUAUCAGGGAGCAGUGUGGACUCCUUUCUUCAGAGGGCACUCCGACACAAUGAGCAAAAGACGGGAACCGUAUUUAUUUCCCAAAGAAGUUCAAGAUGUAAUCAGAAAUGCUUUAAGACUACGUUAUCGACAUAUUCCAACUAUCUACACCCUCUUCUACGAACACACAGUUACAGGAGAUCCUAUUAUCAGUCCACUUUACUAUCAAUACCCAGGAAUUAAUGACAGAGAUACUCAAACAAUGAUUGGCGAACUAGAAAUCAAGAAAUCAGUGUUUACGAAAACUGCACGUGGGACACCUCUUCAUAAAAUUGAUAUCGCCAAAGCAUUACGAGAGGGCAAUGGAAUUUUAGAACUUAGUUUUUAAUACAAUAAAGUACACUGUCAAUAUUAUGA